AUGCAUUCCAAUUUUCAAGCAAUAGCGAGUGGGCUUGUAGUCAUACUGGCAACAGGCGUCCUCGGCGCCUCUGAGGACCCUUGUACUGAGAUAAGCAACAGCUACGCACGAGAGUCCAGCAGUCAAAAAAGGGUCCAUGUCCCAGCACAACUGGCUGUGGACUGCUUGACAUCAAUGCCCUUUGAUUCCGAGAAAGGGGUAUCUUUCAUUGAUGAAUAUUCAAAGUAUCUUGAAUUCCAGUCGGAUCUAGAGCUCCUAGCCAACCCCCCUCCUUCAUCUUUGUCGAACAGGGUUGACCUGCGUGCCGGUUUGCAAAGCAUCCGAAGCUACGCGUCUCGAGGCCUUUAUUCCAACCAGUUUCACUUUGACUCUGACUUAAUGGACCUUAUAAACUCCGCCAAUGAUGGCCACCUGCUUAUUACACCCUGCUCCUCCACUGCCUUCACGUUUAUGGCUUCCGAUCUUGUGCUUGUUUCUAUUUCGGUUGAUGGGGUAUCUUCUCCACAAGUCUAUACACAACAUGAUGCAAAGCUGCUUGCUGCCGGGCUGAACGAUAUAUCCCCGGUUACGUAUAUCAACGGCGUCGGCGCCGCCGCGUUGAUUGAAUACCAAUCCCGGUUUCAGCGAUUGCAGGACCCGGAUGCCAGAUAUAACAUGAUGCUCAGCAACCUUCCAUAUAACGGACAAGGUGUUUCUAACAGCGAGCCAUUCGCAGCUGAGACUGUCUGGCGCGAGACCAGCAGCUACUACUUGACAUUUGCCAACCAGAGUUCUCAGUCUUACGACGUGCUAGCUGUAGUUACUGCCCCUGGCGGCUUUAGCUACAAGUCUGGUUCUGAUCUUUUUGAAGGCUUGUGUGGUACGACAACAUCGCCAACAACAUCACCAUCGGGAACACCAUCGACAUCUGCAUCCGCUUCUGCGCCAGCGGUUCCUAGCAGCACAUCCACUCCCCCGCCAACCACUUACCCAACCCCGGUAAUGAGAGAGGAGCACAAUUUAGUGGUAGGCUACUAUCCCGAUGAACCCGGUCUUGAAGACGUCGCUGUUCUCAGCGUUCCCACUUUUGAGACCGCAGACGCCACGGGCCUGGAUGCUCUCGCUCCCUUUGCCGAGAUUGCUCAAUACUUUGUUGGAAACGCAACUUUAGAUGGGAAAAAGAGAAUUAUCGUGGACGUUCAAAAUAACGGCGGUGGCGUCGUUGAUUCAGGAUUUGCCCUCUUCAGCGUCUUCUUUCCGAACGAGACUCUCUAUUCGGCGACACGUUUCCGAGCCCACGACGCAUUGGACUUUAUGGGUACCAUUUUCAAUGGUAUUAACCCAGACAAUGUCAGUGAAACUAUCCAAGAAGGUCUUAGUAGUAGUGGACUUGUUGUUCAACUCAUGGAUAAUCCCAAUCAAGAGUCUACAUUCGGCAAUUGGAAUGAUUUCUUCGGCCCUUACGAUGCGGAUGGAAUUCCAUCUACUUCCCUAGUAGCCGAGUUCAAUUUCGGCGUUGAGGCUAAUCCUUCUACAAACCCAAUCAACACCGACGGACUAGGUGGUGACUUGAACUCAAUGACGCCCCCAUUCGCUCCAGAGGAUAUCAUCGUCUUGACUGAUGGCCGGUGUUCUUCUACUUGCACCAUAUUCACCGACCAUAUGAUCUCAAAAGGAGUUAAAACUGUUGCUAUGGGCGGUCGGCCCAGUUCCAAUCCCAUGCAGGCUAUCGGUGGAAUUAAAGGAUCUCAAGUUGAAGUUCUAUCAAAUAUCGACACCGGUUCUCAACUUGCUGUGUCCCUCCUUAACGGUUCGAUUACAGCCGGGACACCCCUUCUCACCACAGAAAACAUGACACGAUUUGAGAAAGUCAUGCCUAUCCCUCUGGAGAACUUUCCAUUACCGCUAGCAGCUGGUGACAGGAAUAGCAUCAAUUACCGAAAUACGUACACUAAAACUGAUGAAACCACUCCAACUCAAUUUGUAUACGAACUUGCGACAUGUCACUUGUUCUAUACUGCUCAGACUUUGGUAAAUCCUGCGGUCACUUGGGCGCAGGCUGCCAAUGCAACUUGGGGCUCCGGAUCUUGCGUCGGUGGCAUUCAGGCGGGCAACAGUAUUGGCUCGCAGAGUUUCGAUGACAAUGUCAGUUCUAACAGCGAGAACGACAGUGUGUCCUCUCCUGGAACGCACACUGCUCUUGGGUUGUUGUUAGCUCUUGGAUCAGGUAUGGACUGA
This is a messenger RNA of Talaromyces proteolyticus, 2217 nucleotides long. RefSeq lists its product as uncharacterized. Gene Ontology annotation, molecular function: serine-type peptidase activity. NCBI's taxonomy places the organism in Eukaryota, Fungi, Ascomycota, Eurotiomycetes, Eurotiales, Trichocomaceae. The record is from RefSeq and is a predicted model, not a curated record. The transcript is spliced from 2 exons. Gene Ontology annotation, biological process: proteolysis. The coding region runs from base 1 to 2217 and encodes 738 amino acids.